Anastrepha ludens (Mexican fruit fly) is the source of this 723-nucleotide messenger RNA. It is a transcript of the gene ND-SGDH, whose product is annotated as NADH dehydrogenase [ubiquinone] 1 beta subcomplex subunit 5, mitochondrial. The coding region runs from base 90 to 644 and encodes 184 amino acids. The record is from RefSeq and is a predicted model, not a curated record. The transcript has 4 exons. Lineage: Eukaryota; Metazoa; Arthropoda; Insecta; Diptera; Tephritidae.
CAUUCUCUCAUUAGAUGCCUUAAUAUUUUUAUUUUACACAUUGUGAUUUUUGUCUCCAAAACUGCUCGAGUUUUUACUUCCACCGAAAAAUGGUGUCUUGGAGCAGCUUCGCACGCCCGUUAACGGCAUUAGCACAAUAUCGAAAUAUUUUACAAUCACCAGUGUGCAAGAAUGCCUUGCAGAUUCAGGUACGCAAUGCCGGGCAUGAACAUCAUCACUUUGCAGUGCAACCUUCCCGUUUCCAAUGGAAUAAAUUCAAGGAUUUACUGCACUUCUAUGUAAUGAUAGGCCUUAUUCCUAUCACAGGAAUUGUGUUAUACACUAACAUUUUCAUUGGUCCAGCCCAAUUAGCGGAAAUUCCAGAAGAUUACGAACCAAAACAUUGGGAAUAUCACAAGCACCCGAUUUCUCGCUUCAUCUCCCGUUAUAUUUAUCCUUCCCCACAGCAGGAGUACGAAAAGUCUUUACACCAUAUUUAUGAGGAAAAUGAAAAGGCUCUUUUGAGAGCUCUUGAGAAAGAAGUAAAGGCCAAGAUGGCUGAGCGCAAUGACUACAAAGCAUACUACUACCGCCCUGCCAUCGCCAAGUACCAUAGAAUUUCGAAAGAGGCUGCCGAUGAAUUGGAAUCGAUAAGGGGCAAAUAAUAACGAAACAAUUUUUCAAGCAGUGUUCUGUAUACAAAUUAUAGUUUGAAUAAAUACAUAGUAUUGCACUAAAAUUAAA